AUGGACCCAUUAGUGGCAGAAGAGUGGUUUAGGUCCGUAGAGCAUACGACGGCCUUGUUUCCCAUGACAGACCCGGAGAAGAUACGGUAUGCUAGUUUUCUAUUUCGGGGUGAUGCCCGGAUAUGGUGGGAAUUGAUGGAAGAUACUCAUGAGAUAGCAGUUAUGACCUGGGGAGAGUUCAGGAGGUUAUUUGAGGCUGAGUACAGAACAGUUGACCGGGUUCAUGAAAAGAUCCAAGAGUUUAUCGGUUUACAACAGGGCACUGGUACAGUGAAAGAAUACUUAGUGAAAUUUAUUUUCCUGGCAAGGUCUGUGCUAGGUGUAGUGAGUACCCCAGAACUAAGAAGGGAUAAGUUCGUGCAUGGGCUAAAGCCAGAAAUAGCCCGUGAUGUAAUGGCAGGUGCCGAGCCCCUUCAGACCUAUAGUGAAGCCUUGGAGUGA
Messenger RNA from Pistacia vera, 441 nucleotides. RefSeq lists its product as uncharacterized. Bases 1 to 441 code for a protein of 146 amino acids. The transcript has a single exon. The record is from RefSeq and is a predicted model, not a curated record. NCBI's taxonomy places the organism in Eukaryota, Viridiplantae, Streptophyta, Magnoliopsida, Sapindales, Anacardiaceae.